AUGCCUAGCGUUGAUUCCAACUCGCCAUUGCGGCUGGCGUUCCCCGCAUCCGACAUCCCCACGGAAUGCUUCAGCCUGCUCGGCGACGAGUACGAGUUGCGGCCGCUGGCGUCGACCGACUACGCGCGCGGCUUCAACGAGGUGCUUUCUUGCCUGGUGGAGACGCCCGACCUGGGUGAAGCAGCCUGGCUUGAGCGCUUCGACGCCAUGGUAGCUGCCAACGGCACGUACUUCCCCAUCGUGAUCGUGAGCAAGUCGACGGAUCGCAUCGUGGCGAUGGGCAGCGUGGUUGUGGAGCUCAAGUUCUUCCGCGGCCUCACGCGCGUCGGCCACGUGGAGGACAUUGUGGUUAACACCAAGCUGCACAGCAAAGGGCUGGGUAAAGUGAUCGUCUCAACCGUCAUGAAGAUCGCCGAAGCAAAAGGAUGCAGCAACAUCAUCCUCAACUGCAGCGACGAGAAGAAGCGUGAGUUGGACCCUUCCAUCAAGGCGCACAGAUUGGAUUCGUCCGCUGACAAAACAUUCGCAUUGGGCGUUGAAAGCCUUCUACGAAAAGUGCGGCUUCUCCUACAGCGGAUUGCAGAUGGCGAAGAGGAUCCACUGAGCAUCUACGGCCCACCUCUGAUGCCGGACAAACGCGCUCUGGACGCGCGCGAUGGGCCCGCCGCGCCCACCAAGCGGCUGACCCCACACAAUGACACCGACUCCGCACCAGACGCGAUACUGGGCUCGCUUAAGCAUCCGCGCAUGACGGGAAUCCCUGCAGGCACGUCGCCGUACGCUGCGGCACCGCCGUUCCAGCAGCCGACGCCUCUGUGUUCGUUUUCGUUUGACGAGCAGCGGCGGCUGUGGCAGGACGACCGAUGCAAGCGCUUCUACCGCGGUCCUCCCGCCUAUACCAAUCGACACCCGGUCCAGACGCGCGCACCAGCCGUGUUUGGCGCCGACCUGAACUACGCCAUGGAUCGGUAUGUGCAGCGCGACGAGUCGAUGCCGGAGCAUCUGGACGCGCUCGUGGCAGCGCUGCAGCAUCGGACCGAGACGGCGUCGGCGGAGGUGCGCGACGAGGUGGACCAGGAACGACGACGCGCCGGUGUGGUGACGUGGCGCGGCAUCAUCACCAAGAUCUGUACGGCGUACGAGCAGAGUGCGUCGGCGCGGUUUGCCGACCCGCUCGACCUGAACGCCAUGAUGGUCGACGGUACGCUGUAUCUGGAGGAGCACGUGUCUGCAUCCGCGCGUGCCGAGAAGCAGCGCAAAGAGGCCGACGCGGCGAUGAAGCGUUUCGGAUACUACGGGUAUGCGUUUGAGAGCUACUGCACCGUCGACGACGCAGCCCAAGUCUCGCACGCGCGCUCGAACGAUGGCGAACCGGAGGGGUGGUCUGGCGACGUGAAUACCAACGUGCAGUGGUGUUGCGUGGUCAAGACCAAGCUCGGCUCGAACCGACUGAUCAUCGGUGGCGAGGUGGAUGCUGUUCUUCCGAGCCACCACGGAAGGGAAGAGAUGGUGGAGCUCAAGACGUCGAUGCAAAUUACAUCGGCGCACCGCAACGCGGCCAAGGCGGCGGUGGAGCAGGAGCGGUUCGAAAAGAAGCUGCUCAAGUUCUUUCUGCAGAGCUAUCUGCUCGGCAUCGGCAAGAUUGUGGUGGGCUUUCGCGAUUUCCACGGCCUGCUUACGACGCAUCAGGAGUUUGAGACGCUGCGCAUCCCGCGCAUGGUUCGGGCAGGCCAUCCUGUGCCCGGCCAGUUCGACGCUGGUGGUCAGCCGGUGCUGCGCGAGCGAUCCGUGUGGGAACCCAAGGAUACGCUCGGAUUUGGCGACCAGAUCCUCUCGUUCAUCCGCGACGUCGUCUCCAAGCACACUGCCUCCUCACCGCCCGCCGACGACGUUGACGGCAAGAUCGAGCACGCGGUGUUCCGAGUCACCUUCCACGCGCCGUUUGAGCACGUCGAGAUCCGCGCGCUCAGCCAGUCGGAGGUGCACGACGAGGUGCAAGACAAGCGCCAGUCGGGCGACCGCGUUGGCUUCCUCCCGCGCCGCUUCUACGAGUUUGUGCGUGCGCGUGCGCGUCAGUCUGAAGCGGAGUAG
This is a messenger RNA of Moesziomyces antarcticus, 2091 nucleotides long. RefSeq names its product RAI1-domain-containing protein. Gene Ontology annotation, cellular component: nucleus; cytosol. Gene Ontology annotation, biological process: nuclear-transcribed mRNA catabolic process; NAD-cap decapping. NCBI's taxonomy places the organism in Eukaryota, Fungi, Basidiomycota, Ustilaginomycetes, Ustilaginales, Ustilaginaceae. The coding region runs from base 1 to 2091 and encodes 696 amino acids. The record is from RefSeq and is a predicted model, not a curated record. The transcript has 2 exons. Gene Ontology annotation, molecular function: acyltransferase activity, transferring groups other than amino-acyl groups; mRNA 5'-diphosphatase activity.